This is a messenger RNA of Manihot esculenta (cassava), 1968 nucleotides long. RefSeq names its product transcription factor MYB4. NCBI's taxonomy places the organism in Eukaryota, Viridiplantae, Streptophyta, Magnoliopsida, Malpighiales, Euphorbiaceae. The record is from RefSeq and is a predicted model, not a curated record. The coding region runs from base 127 to 891 and encodes 254 amino acids. The transcript is spliced from 3 exons.
UGGUUCAUGAUAAUGCACUAUAAAUAGCUCAGACUUUGAAUUCAUGACCUGCAGUAUCAUGAACUUUGAAUUGCACUAAAGAAAUUUAAGACAGAGAGAGAGAGAGAGAAAAACUUGAGAAGGAAAAUGGUAAGAACUCCUUCCUGUGAUAAAUCUGGUUUAAGGAAGGGAACAUGGACUCCUGAGGAAGACAGAAAGCUAACGGCUUAUGUUACUAGGUAUGGCUGUUGGAAUUGGCGCCAACUGCCCAAAUAUGCAGGAUUGUCAAGGUGUGGGAAGAGUUGCAGAUUGCGGUGGAUGAAUUAUUUGAGGCCAAAUAUUAAGAGAGGGAAUUAUACUGGAGAAGAAGAAGAAAUUAUCCUUCGUUUACAUGAAUCACUAGGGAACAGAUGGUCUGCUAUAGCUGCCCAGUUACCAGGAAGAACAGACAACGAAAUAAAGAACUACUGGCACACCAACCUCAAGAAACGCAAAUCAAACGACACUGCAAAACAAGACUUUAUUGGUCUUUCUCAACCUAAAAAGACCAGAAAGGUUAAGAUUCAACCAAAUAUAAUUGACCCAUUAAAUCCUGCAACUACUCAAAUUGUGGAAAGCUCCACAUUGUGUCCCACACCAUCUACAAGUGAUUUCUCAUCGUCAACUGCUGAUAAUGCAGCAGUAACCAGCAGCUGCAGCGACUUGAAAUCUGAUGAUGAAUUUGCUUUCCUGGAGGCAUACGAGGCACCUUGUGGGAAUUUUUGGACAGAACCAUUCUUGGCUGACAAUUACUACAUGCCUUUUGAGUUCUUAGCACCAUCGCUAGACCCUCUUUCUGAUCCACUCCUUGAUGGAGAAUUAUUAUACUCUUAUGAUGUGUGUGACUAUGGAAUAUUGAAUUGGCAAUUGUAGCUUGGUUACUGAACAUAAAAUAAUUUUGGUUCCCAUAAUUUUCUGCUUUCUUGUCAGUAUAUCUUUCUGGGUAUGACAUCUUCAAGAAUCAAGUGAUGACUAGGAUAAGUAUUUUAAAUCCAUUUGAAUUGUAAAGUACUCAAGGAAUGGACUAGAUAUUGGCAAGGCCUAACAAAGCUCUUAAAGGGAACCUGUCUUUUAAGAGCUUGGAGUCCUAAACGUAAUUAAAGAAAAGCUUGGGAAGAGUUUAUAAAAAAAGAAGUACAAAUAUGCUAAAACAAUAGCUAGGAGUCAUCCACAUCAGGAGAAGUUAAGAUUGAUGUUCUUUUCAAGUUAGGAAGGAUUGACUUUCCAUUUUCAUCCCACGCCUAUAAAUCCGAUACAGCAAAUAAGCUAAGGAAUCCUCAGUUUUCUCAAUCCUUGCAGCUAUCAAAGCCUCUCAACUAUCUCAUCACCCACUUUUUUGUCAGCUAUCCUAAGGAGUUCUUUCAACCCUAGCUCACAAAACUCCAGUAUGUUAUUUUUUCUUUUGCUUUCAUGUUCAAUAUUAUCUGUUGUUUGAUUUGUUAAGAUUUUUUUUUCCAUGUAGGGAAGAUGUUUGAGGCAUGAAAGUUAGCAGCUAGGAUUCCCAUUGGAGACUCUUUGGCCGAAUUUGCCUUGGGGGAAUAUCUCCUUACCAUUUUUGCAUGUUUCCUUUCUAAUAUUGAAUGGUUCCUUGCUUGUGUGAGUUUAAUUUGCUAUUUUCUUCCUUUAGUUAGUUUAAACAUGUAAAUAGUUUUUAUUUGUAUUUUCUUUGAGUGUGCAAACCAUUGUGAUGAAAUCAUAAAAGGAGAAAAGAGAAUCCAAAAAUAAAAGUAAAAGGAGCUUGACACCCGAACCAAGAAGAACAUGGGUUCAGGCACGCUUCAGCCCAUCACACGGCACCAACCUAUGUAACUUAUGACCACCCAUCUUUUCGGAGGCCUAUUUCAAACCCGUUCAGUUCAAAAGCCUAUUUUGAAGAUUCUUUGCAUGGGUUAAUAGGCCUAUAAUCUUUGUAAUGACUAGUUUUUCUUUAGCCGUUUUGUUAAUUUUUUU